CUUAAUAAAAACAAACGGCCUUUAAGAUGAACUGAAAUGAAACGACGUGGUCUGCAAUAAUUCAUAUAGUCGAUCUCAACUUACUUGGGAUUAAAAUCUCAGAAUGGUUAGUAGUUAUAUGAUUCUCUUCAUCCAUUGAGAGAAUUCAUCACAGCUUGGUGUAGCAUGCCUAAUAAGGACCUGAAGUUUGCCGUUUUUUCGAGGAAAGUCCUGUCAAAUCCCAGAAACUACAACAUUAAAGACUGUAUCGGACACUAGAAAUAUGGCAAAAAAACAAGAAUUGCACCUCAUUGUGCUGCACUAGCCAUAAGAAAUAGACCAAAAAUAGCAGAAACUAUAUAAGCUGCACCUUCAAAUGUGAGUUCCCUCUAUCUCUUUUUAUUUCACAAUUCUGUUUAAAUCUAACCAUCACAAUUUAUCAAAUUUAUAAAAAUUGCUCACUUUUACAUAACUUAAAGAAACUACUCGGAAAUAUAUUUAAGACACUUUCAAAUUUAAUGCCCAACCAUUUUUUGUCAUUUUUUUCUCCCUAACCUCAUGAUUUUGGUGCCCGUAUACCCUUAUCUCUUCUCCUCCACACGAAUUUUCAACUUCUUAUCUCAAACUGUUGGUUUGUUGAAAAGGGGAGAAUUCAUACAUACACAAGAACAGAAAGAAGCAACCGUUCCAUACUUUCUGUUGCCUCAUUCUAAAUCCAUUUCUCAGAUUUUUCAUCUUCAACAUCAACUAAAAAGUUUAUACAUCAGAUCAUGGAAAGAGGAAAACAAAUUGACGGAGAAAGAGAGAAAGGGGAAUUAGCAAACUUUGAGGUGAAGGGAAAUCAAGUGAGUUACGAUCAAGCGGACUCAAUAUUAGUGGAGCCAUGGGGAGGCACUGGUGGAUCAGAAUGGUAUUACAAGCUGAAAAGUCCCAUUAAAAAAAUAUGGAUUACUCAUGGAGAUUGUAUAAAAUCCAUCAUGUUCAGGAUCAUUAAUGAACAAGGUACUACCAUAGACUCACCAAAUUUUGGUUGGGGUGGAGGUCGAAGAGACAAGGUUGUUAUUGAGGCAACUCCAUUGGAAUAUUUAACAGGCAUCAAGGGGACAUUUGGACGUUGUGGUAGCUAUUCUGUUAUAAAAUCUCUAUGUUUUAUAACUAAUGCAAAGAAUUAUGGACCAUUUGGGUGUGAGGCGGGAACCCCAUUUUCACUUGUGAUGAAAGAAGGUGGAGCUAUUGUGGGAUUUCACGGGCGUUGUGGAGCGUAUCUUGAUGCUAUUGGUGUUUAUUUGCGGAAACUUACUCCUCCCACUUUAUCAAAGGAACCUGAAGCUAAAAACAUUGAGCCAAAUGAACAUGUGGUUGAAGAAAUUGAAAUCCAUGACGGAUCAGGAUCAGGUGAUCAUAAGAAAGGGAAGAUAACAAAAAAUGAAAGUAAAUUGCCAACAAUGGAAAAUCAAGUGAGUUACGAUCAAGCAGAUUCAAUAUUGGUGGAGCCAUGGGGAGGCAAUAUUGGUGGAUCAGAAUGGAAUUACAAGUUGAAAAGUUCCAUUAAAGAAAUAUUGAUUGCUCAUGGAGAUGUUAUAGACUCCAUCAUGUUCAGAACCAUUACUGAACAAGGUACUACCAUAGACUCACCAAAGUUUGGUAGGAAUGGAGGUCGAAUAUAUAAGGUCGUUAUUGAGGCAACUCCAUUGGAACAUUUAACGGGCAUCAAGGGUACAUUUGAAUGUUUUGAUGGCCAUUCGGUUAUAAAAUCUCUAUGUUUUAUAACUAAUGCAAAUAAUUAUGGACCAUUUGGGUCUGAGGCUGGUGGAACCCCAUUUUCACUUGUGAUGAAAGAAGGUGUAGCUAUUGUGGGAUUUCACGGGCGUUCUGGGUUGUACCUUGAUGCUAUUGGUGUUUAUUUGCAGAAACUUGCUUCUCCCACUUCAACAAAGGAACAUACGGUUGAAGACAUUGAAAUCCGUGACGUGUCAUUGUCU
Molecule: messenger RNA, 1961 nt
Organism: Nicotiana tabacum (common tobacco)
Lineage: Eukaryota; Viridiplantae; Streptophyta; Magnoliopsida; Solanales; Solanaceae
Source: RefSeq, a predicted model, not a curated record